AUGAGACCAAACACAACACUACACAAGACCGCGAUACCCACAUUCGAUCCAUCCUUGCCUUCACCUUUAGCAGCACGAUGGCUCACCUCGACCUCCUCCGUCGCAAAGGACGCAACAACAGCAGUAACCCCCGCAAAACCCUCAACCCCGACGGAACUCAAAACAAUCAAGACCGCACCACCAAAGACCGAAAAAGAGGAAAGAGCCGAACAGCGCCGAGCAGAUAUCGCAAUCAUCAAAGAAAUGGGGCAAUACCUCUGGCCCAAAGACUCCUUCGGCACGAAAGCCCGAGUUGUGACCGCGCUCAUUCUCCUCGUUGGUGGAAAAGUGCUGAACGUCCAAGUGCCGUUCUAUUUCAAGUCGAUUGUGGAUUCCAUGAAUGUCGACUUCUCGACGACCGGGGGUACGGUGACGACCGCCGCUGGUGCUCUCAUUCUCGGGUAUGGUCUCGCACGGAUUGGGUCUACGGCUUUUCAGGAGUUGAGGAAUGCGGUGUUUGCGAAUGUUGCGCAGACUGCGAUUAGGCAGGUUGCGAGGAACGUAUUCGGGCAUCUCCUACGAUUGGAUCUAGGAUUCCAUCUCAGUCGGCAAACCGGAGGUCUCAGCCGUGCAAUCGACCGUGGUACGAAAGGUAUCUCGUUCUUGUUGACGAGUAUGGUAUUCCACGUCAUCCCCACAUCCCUCGAAAUCACCAUGGUUUGCGGUAUCCUAACCUACCAAUUCGGUCCCGCCUUCGCCGGCGCAACGCUCGCAACAAUGAUCGCCUACGCCCUCUUCACGAUCCAAACAACAGCCUGGCGCACAAAAUUCCGCAAAGCAGCAAACGCAGCAGACAACCAAGCCGCAACCGUGGCAGUCGACUCCCUCAUCAACUACGAAGCGGUCAAAUACUACAAUAACGAGAAAUACGAGAUCAGGCAGUAUGAUAAGGCGUUGAAGAAGUAUGAGGAUGCCAGUUUGAAGAUUGCGACGAGUUUGGCGUUUUUGAAUGUGGGGCAGAAUGUGAUUUUUUCAAGUGCGUUGACGUUGAUGAUGUAUUUGGCGUGUCGGGGGGUUGCGGAUGGGAGUUUGACGGUGGGGGAUUUGGUUAUGGUUAACCAACUUGUCUUUCAGCUGUCGCUGCCACUAAACUUCUUGGGCUCCGUGUACCGCGAGUUGAGGCAGUCGUUGAUCGACAUGGAGACUUUAUUCAACCUCACCAAAGUUAACGUCACCGUCAAGGAAACACCCGCAGCGCCUGAUCUCAUCCUCAAAGGCGGCGAAAUCAAAUUCGAAAACGUCAGUUUCGGGUACCACCCCGACCGCCCCAUCCUCCGCAACGUCUCCUUCACCAUCCGUCCCGGCAAAAAAAUCGCGAUCGUCGGUUCCAGCGGAUGCGGAAAAUCGACGAUCCUCCGUCUCUUGUUCCGGUUCUACGAUGUCCAGAGUGGACGGAUCUUAAUUGAUGGACAGGAUAUCCGGGAUGUCAGUUUGGAUAGUUUGAGGAGGGCGAUUGGGGUUGUGCCGCAGGAUAUGCCGUUGUUCAAUAAUACGAUCGAGCAUAAUAUCCAAUACGGGCGUAUCGAGGCAACGAGGGAGGAAAUCGAGGCAGCGGCGAAGAGGGCGAGAAUUCAUGAUACGAUCAUGUCUUUACCAGAUAGAUACGAGACAAAGGUUGGAGAACGUGGAUUGAUGAUUUCGGGUGGCGAGAAGCAGCGGUUGGCGAUUAGUCGGUUAUUGCUGAAAGACCCUCCGAUCUUAUUCUUCGACGAAGCCACCUCUGCACUCGAUACCUACACCGAACAAGCACUCCUCCAAAACAUCAACUCCAUCCUUCGCGAAAAACGCCGGACGAGUAUUUUCGUCGCGCAUCGUCUUAGGACAGUCUUGGAUGCUGAUGAGAUUAUCGUGUUGGAUAAGGGUGUCGUGAUGGAGCAGGGUACGCAUGGGGAUUUGAUUGAUCGGGGGGAUACGCUGUAUAGUAGGUUAUGGGCUGCGCAGGAGGUUUUGCAGGAGGAUGCGUAUGAGCCGGAGACGGAUGAACUCAAGGAAGCGGAUCCGGAGACGACGAAGAGUGUGUAA
This is a messenger RNA of Saitoella complicata NRRL Y-17804, 2061 nucleotides long. RefSeq names its product transporter ATM1, mitochondrial precursor. Gene Ontology annotation, cellular component: mitochondrial inner membrane. The record is from RefSeq and is a predicted model, not a curated record. The transcript has a single exon. NCBI's taxonomy places the organism in Eukaryota, Fungi, Ascomycota, Saitoellomycetes, Saitoellales, Saitoellaceae. Gene Ontology annotation, molecular function: ABC-type transporter activity; ATP binding; ATP hydrolysis activity. Bases 1 to 2061 code for a protein of 686 amino acids. Gene Ontology annotation, biological process: intracellular iron ion homeostasis; transmembrane transport.